ACCCUUCAACGACCCGGAAGUUGUUCCUGUGGGUUUUCAACGUGUGUACGGCGAGGCUUCUGCGUAUUAUCAUCAUGGGUAAGUCCAAACAGGUAGGAAACCACAACAAUGGAAAGAAGAAGAAUAUCGCCAAGACAUGGAAGACUAAGCGCAGGACAAAAGACCUUGACCAGAUUCAUGCAGACAUGAUCCCUACAAAUGCUGCCAAGUUGCUAAAGCAAGAUGUAGAUUAUGAUGUUACAGGCUGUGGCCAGCAUUACUGUCUGCACUGCGCGAGAUAUUUUGUUGACUUGAAAACCUUAAAGGAGCAUUUCAAAUCCAAACCCCACAAAAAACGAUUAAAGCAGCUUAGGGAAGAGCCAUACACACAGGCUGAAGCUGAGCGAGCAGCAGGAAUGGGCUCCUACAUCCCACCAAAAACCCUAGAGGUUCACACACAGCAGGUCGAGGAAGAUAUGGACUGAAAAGUUACUUGUCUACCUCUUUAUGGACUGGUUUAAACUAUUAGGUCUGGACUGAGACCAAUUUAACUUCUUUCAGAGUUGAUGUUAAUUUAUGGAGAUGGAAAGUCUACAUGUAAAGGUCCUCAGCUGGCACAGUGUCAAUAAAGUGUUCACUGUUGUGAACGUUGACAUGUUUUUUUGCUUUCAGCAAGCAACCUUCUGCGACUGAAAGACUCACGAUGUUCAUUCUGAGUGUGUGAAUAACGAUCUGUGAUGAAAUCAUUAAUCCAUAAGUACUUAGAAGUCAAGUGUCCACAUCUAUAGUAUGCCAAGGUCAUUUAGGUUAGUGACACACUUGUACGUGUUAAACAUGCAUUUAAUUGUAAAGUAUAAAUUACUCUGCAAGCCAGUAAAUGGUUUGUUUACAAACCUAAUCCAUUAA
Danio rerio (zebrafish) is the source of this 885-nucleotide messenger RNA. It is a transcript of the gene znf593, whose product is annotated as zinc finger protein 593. The record is from RefSeq and is marked validated. Gene Ontology annotation, cellular component: nucleus; cytoplasm. Gene Ontology annotation, molecular function: zinc ion binding; nucleic acid binding; ribonucleoprotein complex binding. Lineage: Eukaryota; Metazoa; Chordata; Actinopteri; Cypriniformes; Danionidae.